AUGCCUUGUCAAUUUGUCUGGUUCAUUGUAGGCAUCCAACCCAUAGCUAAGAAGCUGGGAAUUGACAUCGUUCAGGCUAUGGUCGGUUGGACCUUUCAUGGUGCGGGCUGGGUACAUCCUAAUUUUGAUGGUUUCGUUGUGUGCCGCGAAGACAUACCUAUCCUCAUGGACGCUUGGCGACAGGCUCGUCGAGACCAGUUGAAGGCGGCUGCCGAGGAGCGCACUCAACGUUCCAUCAGUAAUUGGCAGAGGCUGGUGCGUGGCCUCCAAUUGUGGCAGCGUGUGCAAGCUCAGUUCGAGCUGGUAAGCUCAGCUGUAUCCACUUGCAAACCUCUCGGAGCAGGUCAGAAAGUACCUCAAGAGGCUAAGCAUUCUACCGAAAGUGGACGAGGACGAAGAGGAGGAAAAGGGAGAGUUCGAGGUUCGGGCAAAUCGCAAGAGGCUUCUAGCUUUAUCAUAGCCGCACAGGACCAAAUUGGGAAACCUGAGGCAGGAGACCUUACUUACUUUGGAGAUUCUCGACUCCACGAUGAACUAACUACUCAUGGAUGCUCUAAAGAAAUAGAGAAGUUGGAGGAUUCUGAGCCGGAAGCCCAACUUGAUGCAGAGGAGCAGCUUCACGAGAGUGUUCAAGCGGACAGAAAACAAGCAUCUGGGGCGCCGCCUGACCCUAUCACAUCUGUCCUACCUGCCAGUUCGUUCACUCAACUUGCGUCACAUAAAUGGCGCUGCCUUGACAGUCUUAUGCCGUUUGGGAAUCCAGCCGAUUUACCCACACUAUUUCCGGCUGGCCAAAGAUGUAGUUAUCGGCAGUCACGGGCUCGAGGCUCUUGUGCCAGACGCGGUGGUUUUUCUGGUCCUUGUGUUAAAAGGAGAAUAAGAAAGAAGCGCUCUGGGUCUACAGAUAGCUCAGAGUCUGUCUCUUCAACUGCAGAUAAAGAGAAUUCAAUUUCAAGCCAUGAAAGUGAUGGUGAGUGGCAGCGGCCGAAGGCUUUGCCGGCUGCUCUGACUAAGCAAGAUCUUCCUCGUCGCAGCUCUCGGCGUUGCCCAGAUCGCAAAUCUGCGUUUCAGAAGGCCUAA
This is a messenger RNA of Protopolystoma xenopodis, 1080 nucleotides long. The record is from the annotation of a GenBank genome assembly. NCBI's taxonomy places the organism in Eukaryota, Metazoa, Platyhelminthes, Monogenea, Polystomatidea, Polystomatidae.